Messenger RNA from Naegleria lovaniensis, 1284 nucleotides. RefSeq lists its product as uncharacterized. The transcript has a single exon. NCBI's taxonomy places the organism in Eukaryota, Heterolobosea, Eutetramitea, Acrasida, Naegleriidae. The record is from RefSeq and is a predicted model, not a curated record. The coding region runs from base 1 to 1284 and encodes 427 amino acids.
AUGGCAUGUCUAUUGUUUAUUCUUGUCUUGAUUGUGUUUUUUGUUUCAUCAUACAUUGAAAAAACGACGACACUACGACAACAUCAUGAUCGAGUCGAAUCAUUUUCCGAGCAGUAUACUACAACUACUAUUCAUGAAGAGUAUUCACUUCCUACCAACAACCAUCAUCAAGAGCAAGUUCAAGCGUUGAAUGAACAUCAAGUGAAUAAUACCACAAAGGCAACACCCUCUGCCUCUCAUGAAAAGAAUGAAUCCACUUUGAAUUUUAAUCAUGGUACUAAUUCCCAUACGAACCAACCACCUUCCAUGAUUGUUUCAACGUCGUCUUUGAGACACAACCGCUCGUUCACAAAUGAAUUCAAUUCUUCACACAACCAUGACACGAAACCAUUCAAAACAAAAACCACUCCUUUCUCAACAAUGAAAUGGCGACAGGACCAAUCACUCAAGUAUGAUCACAACAAGGAAAAAGAAUUGAACACUCACAGUAAUACACAUUCUUCAAAGUUCACUUUGAAUUCACGACAAGAAUUUAAAAAACAUUUAUUUGGAGAUUUUCAAUGCAAUCGAUAUGGAAUGCGACAUGGUGUCGGCUCUCCCAAUCUCGUACCUUAUUCGUAUUCCAAUAUUUAUUUACCACCAGAAACAUUAAUGGCUUCAUGUAAAUUUGAAAAUUUAUGUUUGACAUCGGAGGGAGAAUUUGUGUUAUUUCAUUCGAGUGAUCGGUUGACCACUGAGGAGUUUUAUUUGAAUCAAUUUUUGAAUGAAUUUCCUUGGGUGUAUGUACAGGGAUCGACUGUGGAGUCCAAUAGAGGCAAUUUCUAUGUGAGAGUGGUGGACGGAGAUUUGGUUGUGAAUUACCACAAGUCAAAUGUCAACAAAAGGUCAAAGAUUGAGAGCAUGUAUAUGAAAAGUAAGGCCUUGAAUUGCAAUGCUAGGACUAAUUUUAGUAGAGGUAGCUCCACCACAUGUAGAGAUUUAGGUCUUUUUUCAUCCAUGGAUUUUCAAAACGAAACACUCACUCCCAUCAGCAUUUCACAAAAUUUCACAUUUUACAAAAAACCUGUCUAUGCCUUUAAACGAUAUGCUGCAGGCAAUUUCGGUCAUGUACUCUCAGAAACACUCGGAAUGAUUAUGGGACUCAUGCAAAACUUCCCUCACGACUGCAUGGAUGAAGACAAUCACAUUCUUUAUUUGGAUGAUGUUUUUGAUACCAGUGGCACCAAUUGGAUGGCUUCCUUUCGAUAUGAUCCACAUUUAGCCACUAAACUUUCCAUUGAGUGA